AUGCUUGAUCCAUUUUACAUUUUGAAGAUGUUUUUGAAAGAGAUGGUGGAAAUUAGAAUGAAAGAUGGAGAAGUGUAUUCUGGUGUACUGGAAGGAUUUGAUGAGCAUAUAAGCAUUGUUGUUUCGUUGCCAUAUAGUGAGAAUUCUGAAGAGUCCAUCAUGCUUUUGAGAGGAGAAGAUAUUCUUUCUAUAGGGAAAUGCCGAUCAGAAGUUAAUGAGCUAGUUCCAGAAAUAAAAUGCUAUGAUUAG
This is a messenger RNA of Ordospora pajunii, 249 nucleotides long. RefSeq lists its product as uncharacterized. The coding region runs from base 1 to 249 and encodes 82 amino acids. The record is from RefSeq and is a predicted model, not a curated record. Gene Ontology annotation, molecular function: RNA binding. The transcript has a single exon. NCBI's taxonomy places the organism in Eukaryota, Fungi, Microsporidia, Ordosporidae.